Messenger RNA from Camponotus floridanus (Florida carpenter ant), 8089 nucleotides. It is a transcript of the gene Rab3-GEF, whose product is annotated as MAP kinase-activating death domain protein. Gene Ontology annotation, molecular function: guanyl-nucleotide exchange factor activity. Lineage: Eukaryota; Metazoa; Arthropoda; Insecta; Hymenoptera; Formicidae. Gene Ontology annotation, cellular component: cytosol. The transcript is spliced from 33 exons. The record is from RefSeq and is a predicted model, not a curated record. Bases 275 to 6316 code for a protein of 2013 amino acids. Gene Ontology annotation, biological process: regulation of apoptotic process; regulation of Rab protein signal transduction.
UCCGGGGCGCGUCGGCCAGUGCGAUAUCGUCAUUCGGCUGAUACGGGCGGGACGUUGUCAUCGGCCUGUCGUUCGCAUGGCGAUCAAACGAGGACGUGCGGUCCACGGUGUUCUCCACGUUAACGUGCACCCAAAAAAUGUGGAAUAAGUAAGCGAGAUAAUGGUGCAAUCAUGAUUCAAGUUGAAAACGAUCCUGAAGAGAGUUCAGCGGCUCGGAUGUUCUGUAUACGCUCUAUACAGCGGUGACACAGCUGUAAAUACAUAAAUUACAAUCAUGGAUAUACAGAAGAAAUUUCUGUGCCCCCGUUUGGUGGAUUAUCUCGCCAUCGUGGGGGCCAGAACGCCCGCAGCCUCUCGUCAGCCCGUACAGGUGCCGGAAUUGUUACGCAGAUAUCCGGUGGAGGAUCACAAAGAUUUUCCUCUGCCUCUGGAUAUGGUGUAUUUCUGUCAACCGGAAGGUUGUAGUAACGUAGGACCGAAACGCACGGCCUUACGAGAGGCAACAUCCUUCACCUUCACUCUCACUGACAAAGAUUCAGGAAAAACGCGGUACGGCAUCUGCGUGAAUUUCUAUCGACCUAUGGAGAGAGCAGGGAUCGUGGCUGGCGGAGGGAUUUCGCUCAAGAGGGAAAAAUACAACACCACUUUUCGAAGGGAAAGCUGGAGGAAGAGCAUGGAGAGAAGCACCGACUCUGCUUUUUCUAGCGACUAUAGGAGCAGUGCGGUAGGUCCUAGUGAUUCUGAGAGAGAUUGCUCCAGCAGCAGAAGGGAUUCAGAUACCCCGCAAGUCCCUCACGCUCCGAGAUUGGAAUUCAUCGCACCGAGCGGAGACAGUGAAAGCGGCGGCAGUCAUUCCCCAUCGCCACGCGCUUCUCGAAGACGUCAGAGAGUUCGCAAUCACUCCUUGACUUCGCUCUGCAUCAUUUCGCAUCAUCCAUUUUUCUCGAUGUUCCGGGAAUGUCUUUUCGUUUUGAAGAAGAUCAUCGACGCAUGCAACGAAAGUUUCUCACCACAAAAAGUGGGAGCUUCUCGACAGACCAACAGAGACACAGUGUGGAGCGUUAUUACGGGCCAGGCUCUGGGGGAUACGCCAUCCAUCGUGCUUCACGACGUUCGCGAGAUUGAGACAUGGAUAUUGCGCUUGCUUAGUAGCCCCGUUCCGGUUCCGGCGAAGACACGCGUCGAGGUCGAAAUAAUAUCACCCAAUGUGCAGCCUCCGUUGUGUUUCGCCUUGCCGGAUCACACCAGGUUCACGCUGGUCGAUUUUCCUCUGCAUCUACCAUUAGAGUUGCUCGGCGUCGACAUAUGUCUGAAGGUUCUCACGUUGAUCCUCUUGGAGAACAAGAUUGUACUUCAGUCUCGAGAUUACAAUGCUCUGUCCAUGUCAGUCAUGGCGUUCGUCACAAUGAUCUAUCCAUUGGAAUACAUGUUUCCCGCGAUACCCUUGUUACCCACAUGUAUGAGUUGCGCGGAACAAUUAUUGCUUGCCCCGACGCCUUUCGUGAUCGGGAUACCCGCGUCCUUCCUGAUGUACAAGAAGAACUUCAAGAUGCCCGAUGAUAUCUGGCUCGUUGAUUUGGAUAGCAAUAAAAUAACGGCGCCCAGCGCUUUGAACGAUGACGGUUUGCCACCGCUGCCGGAACCGGAAGGUACCAUCUUGAAGAAUCAUCUAAAACAGGCAAUGCAACUGAUGGAUCAAGUGGGCUCUAGUGCGAUGGCCAGUUUGACAGGCCCACCAUUGCUCCCGCAGGACAUCUCGUCGCGUCUCACUUUUCAGGCACCAAGUAGAAGAGAAAGCGUGGCAUCGCAUCAUUCCACUUUAAGUGUAGCUUCGACGAAGCACAGGCCAAGCGUCGAUCAGUGCGCGCAUCUUCAGCACACUCCGCUGAAUUCGCCAAGCGUGAGCUCGUCAUCGAGUCCUCCUCGUCGGCCGUCGAUGUCACAAACAGUCGGAGGAUCCGGGCCGACCGGUUCAUAUCCGCUGAAGGCGACCGGACAAAGUUCGGCGCCCUUCAAUCCGUUCAUCUACGGAAACGAUGUGGACUCGGUAGACAUUGCCACGCGAGUCGCCAUGGUGCGAUUCUUCAAUUCGCAGAAUUUGCUGGCCAAUUUCACCGAACACACGCGCACCCUAAGGCUGUAUCCCCGGCCAGUGGUUGCUUUCCAGAUCAACUCGUUUCUUCGCUCGCGACCCAGGAAGAGCAGUUUCCUCAACAAGUUUGCGCGCACGCAGGCGGUCGAGUUCCUGGCCGAGUGGUCUCUAACUCCGAGCAACGUGGCCUUCCUCCGGGUACAGACGGGAGUGUUUGAUCCCGCGCAAAUCGGCGAUAAGCCACGCUGGUACGCCACCAAUCUCGAGCCGAUCUAUUUUCCUGUCUGGGACUCCGGUAGCUCCCUAGCGAACGCCUUGAAGGCGAUGAAGGAGCACGAGAGCCAACCUACGGACGAGAGUGGCUCCGAUUCGGAGGGUGCUGAGAGUACGAGUUCUUCCUAUUCCUCUUUGAGUGACUUUGUCUCUGAAAUGGCAUCGUCUGAUUUAUCACCAGGUUACAAUUGUCCGCAAGCGAGCCAGCCCCAACAAAUGUCACUCUCAGUAGAUCCGAAAAAUGUUUACAAUCCUCCGAGUUCUCUGCAAUAUCCGGGAGUGGAAGAAGAUUCUCCGGUACGACCCGAGAGUCCACCGAGCACUUCUUCUAGUCACAGCGAUUUAAGCAGUCCGAGCUUUAACAGGGAUUCCGAACUUGAAUUAAAUCCGAAAGUUCACGAAGGCUCGCAAUCUACUAACGAUAAAGAGGAAGGUGGUAGCUUUGAGUCAGACUCCGCGUCGACAAUAACACCGCGCACAAUCCUGAGCGCACAAAGUUCGGUAGGACAAUUCACAGGGAUGGGAUCUUUAAGCACUCAAUCUUCGCUCAACGACACUGAACGUCCUGCCGCUCCUCACAGGACCUCGCGUGUCAGUAGAUAUGUCACUCCUGUACCACCUACUGGACCAGGUCUACAACGUCAACCGAGCGUCGGCAAUGUCCUGGCAAGGGCCUCCAGCUUCAGCACCACCGGCGGGCCUCUUCUGCCGCGGCAGAUAAGCGCCGUCUCCGACCAUCAUGAAGCGUCGAUGACGACGAUUCAACUUCAACGUCAGACAUCAGCGGGAUCGCCGAUCUCGCCGAAACAGAACGACGGUAGCUCGGUGCAACGGCAGAACAGCGGCGGCAGCAGUUCUAGCACCAACACCAACACCGGAAACGGUGUUCUUCGACAGGGUUCGCAAGGCUCUCUAUUCGAGCAGAUCGCCAGCCAAGCCAAGGAUUUGGUACGCGAGACCACGAGACAGAGCAGUCAGGACGGACUACUCGCGCACAUGGACAAGCUGAAGCAUCAGGCGAAAGAAAAAAUUACGGAGGCAGGCGAGGAUAGUCUAUUCGCGCCGCUGGAACAAUUAACGCAACAAACUAAGAAAGCGAUGGGCGAGGCCACCAAGUCGGUGCAAGAAGCAUCCAAGACUGCGCUAGAGGCAAGCAAAACUGCUGCGGGUGUUAGUAAAAAUACUUUGGAUGAUUUAACGUACGUUGGCAAGAGCACAUUGGGAGAUUUGACGAAAAGUGCCAAAGAAGUCGCCACAAAGAAGGGUUUGCUCAAGGGUCCCGGAGAACAACAAUCGCCAGUACAUGCACCAUCGUCUCCCAAUAUGACGCAGCAGCGAAAGGAUUCGGUUAGCAAUCAGCUGGUCGCGUCAGAUACGCGGAGCGGUGUCGGGCGAGAUUUUUUCAGCAAUAUUAGUAGCGAUCUGAACGGCUUUGCCGCGCAGACAAGCAGUAUGUUCAGCGAUCUAUUUGGUAGCAAAAAUAAUUCUAAUCGAGGUAGUAGCUUCUUUCCGCAGAAUCAGAAAUCGAAAGAGAAGAUAAAUCCGAUUCUAGUACCAUUUCCUAAAGGUGCGAUUGCAGGAAAGACGGGAUUGGUAGAACGUUCUUCGUUAAUAAAACAUUCUUCGCACAAAGUUAAUCAGGAAGACGCGCAGAGAAUGCAAAAUGCGGAACGUUCUAGUACAAAUAGCGACAAUCAAGCCUUUUUGAACGAUGUGGUGACGCAAGUGUUGGCCGGCGAAGGUGUUGGUUGGCUCAAACUGAACAGAUUGAAGAAGCUAAUGGAGGAUGAAAAUUAUAGAGAUUUGGUCGUGACAAAGCUAAAUAAGGGUCUAAAUAGAAAGAUUAGUCCAGAUGAUCAUAUUGAUGAUGUGCCCAUAUCGAAACCCGUGUAUAAGGGAAUGUUAAAGUGCCUUCAAGCAGUAACGCAUGGUCUUGCGCAUACGUAUAAUAAUUUCGGAUUAGGCGGGAUGGCCUCUGUCUUCCAACUGAUGGAAAUUGCUCACACACAUUACUGGAGCAAGGAUCUGUCCGAAAGUGAUUUCGACAGUUCUUUGAUGUCGCAGGCAUCUAGCCCGUUCGGCAGUAGAGAAAACUUGAAAUCACCUCAAUCUCCGAAUCAACCUGAUUUUAUGGAUAUUACACAAAAAUCAGAAUUGCCGCAGGUGCAUUUGGACACGCCACAAGCACCGCCGACAGGGGACACGAGCCAAUCGACUACGGACAUGUUUUUCGACAUGUUUACGAAGAAGGGGAAAUUUCUAAGCAAACUCACUUCGUUCGAUUCGGAGAGUGGGCGGGGUGGUGGAACGGGAAGCAGCGAAGCUUUAUCCACAGACGGAGGUAGCAUUAUCACUAAUCCUGCUUUUCGGCAAGCGCACCAAGCUUCCUUCCGAAGCACCGUGUCUGAUAGCGAGGUCGAGCAAGGCAAUUUUCCUCGGCAAGGAAAGCAACGUUCCGGCAGUGUUUGGUCCAGCAAAUCAUCUCUGAGUACCGGAUUCCGUUAUCAUGACGGAAGUUUGAUACCUACCACAACUCUACCAAGUCCAGGAACUGCGAGAACGUAUCUCUUCGAAGGUCUGCUUGGAAAAGACAGGUCAUCUCUAUGGGACGAAAUGCAAUUCUGGGAAGAUGCCUUUUUAGAUGCUGUAUCGCAGGAACGCGACAUGAUGGGCAUGGAUCAAGGACCCGGAGAGAUGGUGGAAAGAUAUAAGAGUUUAAGCGAAAGCGAAAGACGACGAUUGGAGCACGAGGAAGAUAGACUAUUGUGCACUUUGUUGCACAAUCUCACCGCUGUUCUGGUGAUGCUGAACGUUGAUAAGAACGAACUGAAGCGAAAAGUGCGUAGAUUAUUGGGCAAGAGUCACAUCGGCCUCAUCUACAGCCAGGAAUUAAAUCUACUUCUCGAUCAAAUAAGUAAUCUCCACGGAAACGACAUCGAUCUGAAGCCUCUGACAUCACGACAAAUGCACCGGCAGUCCUUUACCGUGCAUUCGGGGAUCGACGCUGAGGGUGACCUACGGUUCCUCGAGGUUCGCCACGACGGUCUCGUGCUGAGAUCAGUGAACGGCGUGAUAGUUGAGCGUUGGUGGUACGAACGCAUGGUCAAUAUGACAUACAGCCCGAAGAAUAAGGUUUUGUGCUUGUGGAGGAGAAGCGGCGGCAACACGGAAUUACACAAAUAUUACACUAAGAAGUGCAAGGAUGUCUACUAUUGCAUAAAGGACGCUAUGGAAAAAGCGGCGGCUCGCGGACGAGGCGCGAACGUGGGCUACGAACUCGGCGGCGAGUUUCCGGUGCAGGACAUGCGAACGGGCGAAGGUGGACUCCUGCAGGUUUGCAUGGAAGGCGUCGGUCUCCUCUUCGCGAACAGCAAGGAUUUCGAGUUUUUUGUAAGACUCGAUCAUAUCCGCAAGUGCUUUACUCAAAAGGAUGGAAUCUUUGUUUUGGAAGAAUUCAAUCCUAAAACUAGACAAGUAAUUCAACGUAAAUAUAAGUCGCAAAUGGCAUCUGAUAUCUGCUAUGCUGUUUUGUGCGUAUUUUCUUACGUGGCUGCUGGUUCGGAGCAACGAAAGCAACAACAAGGUCAACAGCAACCAUCUCAACAGCAGCACAUACAACGCCAACAUCAUCAACAACAACAACAUCAUCAUCAUCAACAACAGCAUCAUCAACAACAACAGCAUCAUCAUCAACAACAACAGCAUCAUCAACAACAACAACAACAGCAUAAUCAACAACAACAACAGCAUCAUCAACAACAACAACAGCAUUAUCAACAACAGCAGCAACAGCACACUUUGCAUCCGAAUGAACAGCGUCAGCAACAGCAACAGCACUAUCAAGCCCGGCAUCCCUACCAACAACACAGACAAGAGCAACCCCAAUCGAGCAAUGUAACAACCCAAAUGCACAAAAAUAUGCAACUAGACCCUUAUCCUCGUCAACAUUGACGCAGGCAAAGACACUCGCUUCCCUUCGUUAGCAUUCACGGCAAAAAUAGUUGCGCCCCUUACGCCUGUUUACCCUGGGUAUAAGUGCGCUAUCCUUCUCAGAAAUUAUUUGAAGAUUCGAUUGAAUGUGAGCAAAAUAACGGUGAUGUUAUAUUUUUUUCGAAGAAAUAUUUUCUUCUUUGCGCCGUAGCAAUGCUCUUCCUUUCCGGAAUUGAAAUCACUUUGUGAAAAAUUGUAGUAACUAAGAACAUGAAAAAAAUCAUAUCUAUCCUUCGUUAUAAUUCGUUAAUAUCAGACUUACGGUGCGAAUUUUUAUUCGAAGUUAGUCUUGUGUAGUCAAUGUGAUAUCUAUGAUAUUCUUGUAUUCACUCGCAUACACGAUAUGCGUCACCUAAAGCAAUUCAAUACAAUAAUUAUUCGUAAUUGGCGGUACAAUUUUGUAUAAUACGCCGCAUACAGAGAUUGUAUUUAUGAUCGUUCGCGACGAUAAAAAAAUAUUUAUUUUAGCUCGUAUCGAAGUGAGAAUGGUUGAUGUUAAUUAAUAAACGUUGCGCGAACUUUUUAGUUAUCGCAUACGGAAUUAAUUCUAUCGUUUUUUGGGUACUUGAACUUCAUAACUGAAACAUAGACAAGUGGCUUUAUCCGUUCACUAUCUCUCUUUUUUUAUGUUAAGUCUGUAAUCGAAUUUAGUCGGAGUGUUAUACUCGUUUUAUUUAAGUUGAAAUGUACUGAAAUAUCGCAAUGUUAGAGAAAAACUGUUGUGCGUAAGAUGUGUAGAAAAACAUACUGUCAUUCUAUAUCUUGAAUAACUUGCACGGUGGUCAUUCUUUUAUACGGUUUCGAAUAAAGAAGAAAAAGAAUCUUUCUCGAUAGCUCGUAGAGCUCGUUUUAGGAUACAUGUAAUGUUUCCAAAGUUCUAGGCCUUAUAUGUAAUAUAAUGUAAUUGUAAAAAGAAGGCUCUCGAAAUCUAAGAUGAUACAUCUCUGAUACCGUAAAGAUUUACAUCCUGCGUUUUCCUACGAGUCAUUAGUUAGGCAAUCGGAAAUUGCAUCAGCAACGAAAUCGCGAUUCCAAAUCGCUAGUCGGAAUCGACACUAAGAGUGCGAAAUAUUUCUCACGGAAAUAAAUACUAUAUUUUUUUCUUUGCCGCAUUUUUCAAUAUUCGUUAUGUUAGAUAUAUACGCGUAAAAAGACAAAUAUAGAAGAAACGAACGACCAGCUUAGGAAAAAGGAUAUGUACACUAGUCGCAAACUCAGCGUGAAAUAACCGUAGCGUACGUUACACACAAAUAUCAGAAGAAAUGAUAUAUUUUCUUGUAACGUAUAAGAAGCGUAUAGAUAUUUGUAAAAAGGUAUAGGAUGUUUGUAAAUAAUAAUUGGCGAUAUAGUAAACGGUACGACCAGCAUCCCUUUUUAUUUCUCGUUUUUUAAUACGAUUAUACAUAUUAGAGCUCGUUCAUCAGCUGAAUUGGAGAGAAGUAUAUUUCUAAGAAUAAGAGAGAGCGAGAGAAAGUGAGAGAGAUGUUAUCUUCUAAACAUCUGAAAAAAGCAUAUGUACACGACCCUUGGUACCAAAUUUGUCUGAAUCCCGAUGUUUAGAAGUUCCGUCGUCAAUGCCACGUUUAAACGAUACGUCGAUCGAUCAUAGUCAUUCCGAGAUAUAUCACGAUUAAAAGAACUUUAGACCUCUAGAAGAGAAAUUAAUACCUCGCAUUGUAUAGUAUUCAUCCAUGUAGACGCCUUAUACCCAAAAUAUACUUGUAGCCAAAUCGA